This is a messenger RNA of Saxophila tyrrhenica, 1761 nucleotides long. It is a transcript of the gene UBP6, whose product is annotated as deubiquitinating enzyme. Gene Ontology annotation, molecular function: cysteine-type deubiquitinase activity; protein binding; proteasome binding. Gene Ontology annotation, biological process: regulation of proteasomal protein catabolic process; protein deubiquitination; proteasome-mediated ubiquitin-dependent protein catabolic process. NCBI's taxonomy places the organism in Eukaryota, Fungi, Ascomycota, Dothideomycetes, Mycosphaerellales, Extremaceae. The transcript has a single exon. The record is from RefSeq and is a predicted model, not a curated record. Bases 1 to 1761 code for a protein of 586 amino acids.
AUGGCGGAAUUACAGAUCAAGGUGAAGCAUCAGGGCAAGGUGCACGAAGUUACAGUCAACACCGAGUCCACUGGUGAAGAACUCAAGAUGCAGCUGUACUCCCUCACCAACGUCGAGCCCGAGAACCAAAAGAUUUUGGCAAAAAAGAUAGUGAAAGACGACACGCCCCUAAGCUCCGUGGGCUUGAAGAACGGCGCCACAAUCACGCUUAUAGGCACGCCUUCAGCAGAAGCUAUGGUGGAGGCACCACGAGAGAAGAUGAAGUUUGCAGAGGAUAUGACGGAGGCAGAGCUUGCGCAGCUGGAGGGUGCCACACCGGCAGGCCUGCAAAAUACUGGCAAUACGUGCUACGCAAACGCAACCCUACAAACACUCCGCGCCAUUCCCGAGCUUCAACAAGAGCUACAAAAGUACACGAUGGCCCCACAGUCAUCCGCAGCCUCAGGAUCGUCAUUGUUUUCGGCGGAUCAGCUGGCGCAGCAUGGCAUUGGUGGUCUUGGAGGCGGCAACGACCUUACAGGUGCACUGCGGGAUCUGUACAAGCAGAUGGGCGAGACACAGGAGGGCUUUCCGCCAAUCAUGUUCUUGACGACCCUACGACAGCAAUUUCCACAGUUUGCGGAGCGAGCGAAGACGGGUCAUGGCUACGCCCAGCAGGACGCCGAAGAAGUGUGGUCGCAGCUGGUCCACGUGCUGCAUGGCUCGCUCAAGACCACGGACGAGCAGGGACAAUCGAAGGCAUGGGUCGAUCAGUAUUUGGGUGGACAGUUUGAGAUGAAGACGACGUGCGACGAUGCGCCAGAGGAAGAGUCUACCGUUAAUACCGAAGGCUUCACCGACCUCAAGUGCAACAUCGCUGUUGAAACGAACCACUUGCGAGAAGGUCUACGGCUUGCGCUGGACGAGAAGAUCGAGAAGAACAGCCCAAGCUUGGGCAGAGAAGCAACGUAUACACGUGUGUCGCGGAUAUCCAGGCUGCCUAAGUACCUGCCCAUCCAUCUGAUCCGCUUCUUCUGGCGGAAGGAUUCCAAGAAGAAGGCCAAGAUUAUGCGCAAGGUCACUUUCCAGCACGAGAUUGACGUCCUAGAGUUCUGCAACGAGGAUCUGAGGAAGAAGGUCAUCCCUGUGCGUGAUAAGGUCCGGGAGCUGCGAAAGGAGGAGGAAGACGUCGAGCGUGCGAAGAAGCGACAGAAGCGGAUGCGGAAGGAGAUGGAGGAGUCUGUCAAUGGCGAAAGCAACGUUCGAGGGGACGAGCCACUGCAGAAGAAGAAGGAGAAGGAAGAGAAGGAUCAGAAGCUCAAGGCCAAAGGGCCGGCGGAAGAGUCGAAGCUGGACAUCGACAAGAAGGCUGCCGGUGGUACACAGGACACGGAGAUGGGCGGCACUGAGACUUUCAAGACGGACGAGGAGAUCGACAGAGAGCGAGCCGAACAGAUCGUGGCGAUGAAGAAGGAGCUACUGUCACUUGUUCACGAGGACAUGAAGAAGGACUCCACGGCUGGGCAGACCGGGCUCUACGAACUCAGGGGUGUCGUCACACAUCAAGGAUCUUCCGCCGACUCAGGACACUACACUGCUUACGUCAAAAAGACCGCUCCUGCGGGCAAGACAGAGGAUGGCAAGUGGUGGUGGUUCAACGACGAGAAGGUGCAGGAGGUGGACAGCGAGAAGAUUGAGACGCUGGCGGGUGGCGGCGAGAGCCACAGCGCUCUCAUCCUCCUGUAUCGUGCAGUCGAGCUGCCGGAGGUCAAGGAGGCGUAA